This is a messenger RNA of Caenorhabditis angaria, 344 nucleotides long. The record is from the annotation of a GenBank genome assembly. NCBI's taxonomy places the organism in Eukaryota, Metazoa, Nematoda, Chromadorea, Rhabditida, Rhabditidae.
AUGUCUGUGAGACCAUUAAACAUUGAUCUACUUCCUAGUUACUCCGAAGCCAUUCCUUCUGAACCACCUCCAUCGUAUUUUGAAGUAUUUGCUCCGCAAUUACCAGUCUCACGAAGUUCAUCAAUUGUUAUCCCAGAAGAAGAACCACCAAUUUCUACUAUUCAAAUUGAAUCUCAAGCAAGAGAAGCAAGGCAAAGAAGUAAGAUUUACACAUUUAGAUGCUCAUGAUGUAUUCUAUGUUUCUAGGACCACCAACUCGUAAAGUAAAACGAGAUAUGCGUAGUCUGAUGUGUCUUUCAUUUGGUUUCUUGAUAUUGAUAGGAUUGAUUAUCUUAUGUUUGUGA